Messenger RNA from Camellia sinensis, 1730 nucleotides. NCBI's taxonomy places the organism in Eukaryota, Viridiplantae, Streptophyta, Magnoliopsida, Ericales, Theaceae. The record is from RefSeq and is a predicted model, not a curated record.
AGCUAAUGCUAGGGAUUUACAGAGCCUCCAAGAUUCAAGCUUUGAUCUUGCUUCUCUUUUUUUUCUUUUUUUCAGAACCAAACAGGGCAUUAUUUCUUGCAUUAAUUGAUAAGUUUUUGAAAUACAAACCACAGUUCUUCAAUUCAGUGUCAGCAAACACAAGAAACUAAAGAAAAAUGUAUCUCCAAGCACCCUCAAUUUCAAGCUACAGCCUGGUUCCACAAAAUUUCUUAGCUUCUUCUAAUUUUCUCACAACUUUCCCACCAGACAAACAACACUACUCCAAAGUUGUGCAAACUUCAGUUAUGAAACAUGGGUUUUGGAGUUCAUCCAAAAGGGUGUGUAGAUCACUGACUGGUGGUUUGAUUGGUGUCAGAUGUGAAGUGAAAGAGAAAGAUGAUGAAGAUGGGUUUUACAUGAGGAGGUGUGUGGAGAUUGCAAGGAAGGCUGUUGGGUGUACAAGCCCUAAUCCCAUGGUGGGUUGUGUUCUUGUGAAGGGUGGGAAGAUUGUUGGUGAAGGGUUUCAUCCCAAAGCUGGCCAGCCUCAUGCUGAGGUUUUUGCCCUGAGAGAUGCUGGGGAUUUGGCUGAGAAUUCAACGGCGUAUGUGAGCUUGGAACCGUGUAACCAUUUUGGCAGAACUCCACCCUGUACGGAGGCAUUGAUUAAAGCCAAAGUGAAAAAAGUGGUGGUUGGGAUGGUGGAUCCGAACCCAAUUGUGGCUUCAAAGGGUGUGGAUAAGCUUCGAGAUGCAGGAAUUGAUGUGAUGGUGGGUGUCGAGGAAGAUUUGUGUAAGAAACUUAACGAGGCCUAUAUACAUCAAAUGCUAACUGGGAAGCCCUUUGUUACACUGAGGUACUCCCUCACUGUUGACGGCCACUUUUCAGAUCAGCUCGGAGAAGAAGCCACAAAGUCUGGUGGAUACUACUCACAAUUGUUACAAGAAUACGACGCGAUUAUACUUUCCUCCACCUCAUUAACCAAUAAGUUUUCUUUCCCAGCAUCCAAAGAACCUGGAGCUAAUCAACCUCUUCAGAUUCUAAUAGCAAGAAACCCUAGCUCUCCAGUUGAAAUCCCGGUACUCACCACAGAAGUAGCUUCUAAGGUGAUUAUCUUCACUGAUAAAGAGACAAAUGUGGAACCAAAAACAGCUGAGAGGGGAAUUGAAACUGUGGUUUUGGACAGAAUAAAUUUGAUGACGAUUCUGGACUAUUGUAAACGCCACGGACUGUGUAGUGUUUUGUUGGAUAUAAGGGGCAAUAAUGGAGAUUUUGAAGAGAUUCUCAGAGAGAGUUUUGAGCAAAAUAUACUGCAGAAAGUUGUGGUGGAAGUGUUGCCAAUUUGGAAUGGAAGCAAAGAAGAGAGGUUGCCUAUGGCGUUGACGAGUCUAGGGCAAAGAUUAAAGUUGAGAAAUUUCACAUCAAGAAACUCAAGCCAAAGUGUUUUGUUAGAGGGAUAUUUUUGAUCGAUAUGAUUGGACCAGUGGAGAGAGACUAGGGUUUGAUUCAACUUCCAUGAUUUUUCUGUUUUGUUCCUCUACUUGAAAAAUGUAUACUAGAGAGCCCUCUUGGGAUCCGGAAUUUUUCAUCCCCUAUUCUUUUUGUAUGUGGAAUUUUCAAAGAAACCCUAGAACUGUAUUUGCUUGCUUAGGCAGUUCACUUGAUAAUAAGAUCCACUUUGAGAGUUUGUUCUCAUUGUGGCAUGUACUGUAUCCAUUUCCAUUUUCAUCUGA